Messenger RNA from Talaromyces rugulosus, 1500 nucleotides. RefSeq lists its product as uncharacterized. The transcript has a single exon. Gene Ontology annotation, molecular function: cyclin-dependent protein serine/threonine kinase regulator activity. Gene Ontology annotation, biological process: regulation of cyclin-dependent protein serine/threonine kinase activity; G2/M transition of mitotic cell cycle. Lineage: Eukaryota; Fungi; Ascomycota; Eurotiomycetes; Eurotiales; Trichocomaceae. Gene Ontology annotation, cellular component: cytoplasm; centrosome; nucleus. The record is from RefSeq and is a predicted model, not a curated record. The coding region runs from base 1 to 1500 and encodes 499 amino acids.
AUGUCCUCAUUUGAUGUGCUUCAGACGCGGAGUCUCCGUCAAAGGACGAUCACCAACGAAAACGAUGAAAAUGGCACAUCAACGCGUGUGACGCGAGCAAAGGCAGCGGCUCUCACCACUUCUGAUAUCACCACCGCAGCCAAGAAGCCACUGCAAAGCAAAAAGGCCAACACAUCGGUUCCCACCGCCAAUGGAGCCCAAAGACGACGCCCUGCUCUGGGUGAUGUGAGCAAUGUCACCAAGACAGACCUCGUUGACGCCAAGGAUGGCAAGAAAGCAGCAGUCAAAGGUGGCCUGACUUCCAAAGCCACUUCCCAGGCCGGUGGUGUGCAGAAGCUUAGCCGGACCAACACGACACGCGCCGCUCUCGGUGUAAAGGAUAAUAACACCAAGAAGGCCACGGUUGAGGUCAAGCGUCCCGGAAGUGGCUCCGGAAUUGGCGGCAGCUCGAUGAAGCGAUCCUCAAGCCAGAAGUCUGUCAAGGAACAAACUGUUCACAAUGAAGAACCGCCUCGCAAGAAGGUUGAUGUCGAGAAGAAGAAGUCGGAGAUCACAAAGCCCCAAGCCGUCGUCGAGAAUGUUGUUGAAGUGAAGGCCACCGAAAUCCCACUAGCCGAUGAGCCUUUAGAUCUUGAUACCGAAGAUCUCGACGACCCUCUAAUGGCCGCAGAAUACGUGGUGGAAAUCUUUGACUACCUCAAAGACCUCGAGCUCGAAACGCUCCCCAACCCAGAUUACAUUGACCACCAACCCGAUCUCGAAUGGAAGAUGCGUGGCAUUCUCGUCGACUGGCUGAUUGAAGUCCACACGCGCUUCAGGUUGCUGCCCGAGACCCUCUUCUUGGCCGUCAAUAUCAUCGAUCGUUUCCUCUCUGCCGAAGUUGUUGCUCUAGACCGCUUACAAUUGGUUGGUGUCACCGCCAUGUUCAUUGCUUCCAAGUAUGAGGAGGUUUUGUCGCCUCAUGUUGUCAACUUUAGCCACGUUGCCGAUGAGGCUUUCUCGGACAAGGAAAUCUUGGAUGCCGAGAGACACGUCUUGGCCACACUUGACUACAACAUGAGCUAUCCCAACCCGAUGAACUUCCUUCGUCGCAUCUCGAAAGCUGACAACUACGACAUUCAAACUCGCACUUUGGGCAAAUAUUUGAUGGAGCUCAGCUUGCUGGACCACAGGUUCAUGGCUUACAAGCAAAGCCAUAUUGGCGCCGCAGCAAUGUACCUUGCCCGCGUAAUUUUGGAUCGAUCAGAGUGGGAUGCCACCCUUGCACACUACUCGGGCUAUACGGAAGAGGAGAUUCAACCAGUGCUCCAAUUGAUGAUCGACUACCUUCACCGUCCUGUGGCUCACGAGGCUUUCUUCAAAAAGUAUGCCAGCAAAAAGUUCCUCAAGGCUUCUAUCGUUACUCGCCAAUGGGCAAAGAAGUAUCAUUCUCUGUAUAUUGAGAGCUCAAUCAAGGUCAACGAAAGCUACGAGGCCCAUAAUAAAUGUAAUGCAGAAUGA